Messenger RNA from Meloidogyne enterolobii, 707 nucleotides. The record is from the annotation of a GenBank genome assembly. Lineage: Eukaryota; Metazoa; Nematoda; Chromadorea; Rhabditida; Meloidogynidae.
AAUGUUGUCAGCAACUGGAAUUUUAAGGAGAAUAUCUUUCCCAUCUUUUGCUUCAACAUAUUCAACUACAAUGGAGGAAAUGGAUGAAAUACGUGCUAGAAGUUUACUCAAACACACUUAUGUUUACAAUCCACCAGAUGAACUUGAUAAUAUUAUUGUAAACGCAGCAAAACAUCACGGACUUCAAUUAGAUCCUUCUGAUUGGAAAACCACUGAAAUACCUUUAGAUAGCAUAAAAUCAAAGGUUUUAAAAAUUAAUAUUUUAUUUAAAUUUUUUAGUUUCUUCUUGAUCUCGGGCGUUCUCUUAAACAUCUUGUUCCAAAUUCUAAGCUUCAUAAAAUGAAAAGUCUACGUGAUUUAUUCGAAUUUUAUGAACAGCCAGUCAAUAAUAUUACAAAAUACGCGGAGCUCGCGAGGAAUGAGAAAUUGCCUCAAAAUCUUGCAAUAAUGGGCGUUUUCAUCCAAAUGACAAAACUGCUUUACAUGGGGGAAUAACUGCAAAACCGGGUGAAGGAGGAGCUAUUUAUUCAAUAAGAAAUAAAAGGAUCUAUCGAGAAUUUAAACCAAAAAAGGAAUGGUUCGACUAUGAUGAUCAAAAUUUUGAUUAUGACGUUACUUUAUCGAAAGGAAUGCCUUGGGAUCCUGAAAUUGCAAAUAAAAUGGAUUGCUACACAAAUAUCAAAUUUACAAAGGAAUAUUUGCGCAAA